AUGUAUUUGAUCAGAACUGAAACUGAACGUUUUCACAAGGAACGGCACGAACUGCUAAUGCGCAGGUCGCUCGAACAGCAGUAUGAAGAAGAGGCAAGUAGACCUGCUUCUGAAGAAGCUGGCCUGCAAUUCUUUCCUGAUAUCACCAGGUGGGAUAUCAUCGAAAUCCAGGAAUGGGCCGGGUGCGUCGACCUGAAACCUGCCUCUGUGUGGUCUGUGGGCGCCAUCAACACGUUUUAUCAUCUUCUCGAGCGCAGGUCCAACGAGAAGCAAAAGUUCGGGCAUCUUCGAGGGUUUGCCCUAUUCACUAAUGCACCCAUCAAUGCGGUAAUCGAGAUUGCCAACAAGUCGUUUGGAUUCAACCAGUGGGAGAGCUCCUUGGUGGAGGACACAGGACGGGUAGUGCGAUACAGAAAGCACGAGUUCGACGACGAACGAGGCUAUCGGUACGACCUAGAGUAUGCUAUUGACACAUGUCUCAGAUUGGCAGAUGGGACGGUAGCACGAAAAACAGGGUUUGGAGUGGCGCAAUGGAUGCCGUCAAAGGGGCUGGCAUUUUCUUAUGCCAAGAAACAGGCUGCUACAGACGGGCUGAAGGCCUGCUUUUAUGCAAUGGUUGCUCUUUUGGAACAGUAUGAAGAGAAACUUAUCGAAGGUUAUUAUGAUUGA
Ogataea parapolymorpha DL-1 is the source of this 669-nucleotide messenger RNA. RefSeq names its product DNA repair protein RAD59. The record is from RefSeq and is a predicted model, not a curated record. Bases 1 to 669 code for a protein of 222 amino acids. Lineage: Eukaryota; Fungi; Ascomycota; Pichiomycetes; Pichiales; Pichiaceae. The transcript has a single exon. Gene Ontology annotation, biological process: double-strand break repair via single-strand annealing; mitotic recombination; double-strand break repair via homologous recombination. Gene Ontology annotation, cellular component: nucleus.